Aspergillus pseudonomiae is the source of this 1251-nucleotide messenger RNA. RefSeq names its product putative methylaspartate ammonia-lyase. NCBI's taxonomy places the organism in Eukaryota, Fungi, Ascomycota, Eurotiomycetes, Eurotiales, Aspergillaceae. The coding region runs from base 1 to 1251 and encodes 416 amino acids. Gene Ontology annotation, molecular function: methylaspartate ammonia-lyase activity. The transcript has a single exon. The record is from RefSeq and is a predicted model, not a curated record.
AUGUACGCAUCUGAGAUCCAAUUUGUUGUCGGGCUUUCCGGGUAUUUCGUGAAAGACCUCCAAGCAGUCCGACAGAGUCCAACAUAUGAUCCACUGAUUGACAAUGUACCCCCCCAAACACCCGGUUUCAAGAGCGUAGUACAAGCCGGCCAGGCUAUCUCUAUCCUCCUACAUCUCCCAAAUGGGACAAUUGCAGUGGGCGACUGUGCCGACGUGAUCUUUUCCGGGGCUGCGUCUCGGGAUCCCCUCUUCAUCGCCGAAGAGCACCUCCCUAUCUUAGAGUCUGUCGUCAAACCUCGGCUCCUUACAUGCGACCUUGCUCGAUUCCGAGAAAAUGCAAUCAGAAUGGAUGGGCCCUGGCCUGAGUUGCAGCAGGCCAAAUUGCAUUCCGCCGUGAGAUAUGGCAUCACGCAGGCGCUCCUCGCCGCCACUGCAUUAGUGCAUCGAUGUACUAUGGCUGAGAUCAUAUCGCGCGAAUGGGGGACUGCACUGUCACGCCAUCCGAUUGAUAUUCUGGCCUCUUGUCACAGGAACGAUCACCUACAACUGGACCGAAUGAUUAUGAAACGGGUCCCAAUGCUUCCCCAUGCCUCCUUCGUGCAUGUCCACGACAUAGGACCUAACGGCAAAACUUUGAUAGAUUACGUCAAGACAGUAUCUCAACGUGUUCAGGAGCGAGGAAGCCCUGGAUACCGUCCUCGACUCCACUUCGAUGUCUACGGAACAAUUGGUGAUCUCUUUCCCGACAAUGACAGCCUGGCGUCUUUCCUUUCCCAGGUACAGCGAUCCGCCCAGCCAUACGAUCUGCUCAUUGAAUCCCCGGUCAUCGCGCCUACUCAGUCCGAGCAAAUACGACGACUGGCAGAUCUACGGCAACUCCUGCGAGCGCGCUCGAUUCACGUCCAGAUUGUCGCCGACGAAUGGUGCAAUACGCUAGAGGAUAUUCGCAAAUUCGCUGAUGCGGGCGCCGUGGACUACGUGCAGAUCAAGAUGCCUGAUCUGGGAGGGGUACAUAACAGCAUUGACGCCGUACUUUAUUGCCAGGACAAGGGCGUGGGCUGCUGUCUUGGAGGAUCGGCCAAUGAAACUGACGUUUCUGCCCGGGUUACGGCGCAUGUUGCCUUGGCCACGAAACCGGGCUUUCUGCUCUCGAAGCCUGGGAUUGGCGCUGAUGAGGGCGUCAUGAUCCUUACGAAUGAGAUGUUGCGUGCGUCUGCCGUGGCCUGGAGGACGAGGGCGCAUAAGUUGUAA